Molecule: messenger RNA, 1157 nt
Organism: Myiozetetes cayanensis
Lineage: Eukaryota; Metazoa; Chordata; Aves; Passeriformes; Tyrannidae
Product: acrosin-like
Exons: 5
Coding region: 1-960 (319 amino acids)
Biological process (GO): proteolysis; acrosome reaction
Molecular function (GO): serine-type endopeptidase activity
Source: RefSeq, a predicted model, not a curated record
AUGAUUUUGCUGCGCCUGCUCCUCCUGCUGGCCCUGUGCGGGGCCGCGCACGGCACACCGGGCAAGUGCGGAGAGAGCUGCGGGCUCUGGCCCAUGCGCUCCACCACGCGCAUUGUGGGUGGCAUUGAUGUCCAGCCAGGAAUCGGAGCCUGGGCUGGGAUAGUCAGCAUUCGGAGUGUAUACACAGAAGAAUGGACUACGCAUGUCUGUGGAGGGACCCUCAUCAGGCCAGAGUGGGUCCUCACAGCUGCUCACUGCUUCGUGAAUCAAACAACUCCCCUCAAUGAGUGGGCUGUGGUGGCUGGGGCCACCAAGAUUGGUGAGAUGGGUCCUCACGUGCAAGUGCGUCGGAUCAAGAAGGUGUACCUUCACGAGCUCUACGAUGGCCGCAUCCAUUAUGACAUCGCUGUGAUGGAACUGCAGCAGCCCAUGGAGUGCACUCCCUCCAUUCAGCUCGCUUGUGUGCCAGGUCCCACCGUCAGGGUGUUGUCUCAAAACUGCUACAUCGCUGGCUGGGGUGACACCUAUGCAAAAACUCUAGGUCCAAACCCAAUUGUCCUGAAGCAGAGCGGGGCGCUCCUCAUUGAUAUCCGGCUUUGCAACAGCAGCGACUGGUAUGGAGGGAAAAUCAAAGACUACAAUUUGUGUGCUGGUUACCCAGAGGGUGGCAUGAGCACCUGCCAGGGUGACAGCGGGGGGCCUCUCAUCUGCCAAGAUAGCAAAGAGGACUUCUUCUGGGAAGUUGGUCUGACCAGCUGGGCAAUAGGUUGUGCCAGAGCCAAAAAUCCUUCAGUCUUUAUCUCCACUCAGUACUUCUACAACUGGAUCACGGAAAAAAUAGGCCAUAGCCCAGGAGCAGCACCUGUUCCAGCACCCUGUCCGUUCCCACGGAAGAAGCUGCUGCAAUUCUUUGAUCUGCUGAAGGAGCUCUUGAAGUUCCUAAAGGCAAAACCAGCUUGAGCAGGGGGAUGAGCAGGUUGCAGUGCAGGCUGUAGUGCGCCACAACCACUUCCUUCUGGGACAAUGCCUCCUGAUCCAAAGGCAGCCCUGGUGCCAAAGGCCUGCUCUGUCCUGCCCAUGCUCCUCCUUUGUGUGCAUGCAAAUGCUGACUUUGACCUAAUUGUUGUUGAAAUAAAGUUACCUAUUUUCACAGUUAA